AUGGACUGCAACUGUGUUAGUGACCUGCUCCUCACUCCACCUGUCCCAGCCCUCUGGACACCAGGCUUUGCCUUUCCAGACUGGGCCUAUAAGCCAGAGUCUAGCCCUGGCUCCAGGCAGAUCCAGCUGUGGCAUUUCAUCCUGGAGCUGCUGCAGAAAGAGGAAUACCAGGGGGUGAUUGCCUGGCAGGGAGACUAUGGCGAAUUUGUGAUCAAAGACCCGGAUGAAGUGGCGAGACUCUGGGGGAUUCGCAAGUGCAAGCCUCACAUGAACUACGACAAGCUUAGCCGUGCACUAAGAUACUACUACAACAAGCGCAUUUUGCACAAAACUAAAGGAAAGCGGUUCACCUACAAAUUUAACUUCAGUAAGGUGGUUCUAGUGAACUACCCGCUGUUAGACAUGGCCAGCUCUCCUUUCCUGCUAGCCCAGAACCACUUCAACGGAGGGGCAGCUACCACAGACUGCAGCCCCGUGACCCCAGAGGCCUUGCAGUCUUUAUUCCCUCGGUUGCCUGAUUCUGGCCGUGGAACUGCUCUGUUUGACCGUGCCACAGGAGCCCCAGAGGGCGAUAAGCUCCGACUGGACACUUUUCCAUUCCUUGGUUCAGGAGCCUCCUGCUACUCCAAACCCCCAUCCAUGUUGGGUCCUUACCCCCGUAACCCUGCAUUUGACUACUCUUGGGGCUUCAACCCAUAUCUCCCUGGGGCUUUAUCCCUCAACAACUGCCCUAAACUGCCUCCAGGCUCGCUCUACCCCUCACACUUCUAUCCAAAUCCACUUCAGUCUGGCCUGGCUCAGCUCCCUCAUCCGUUUUCCUCACUCCUGCCUCCUGGGGAGACAACAGGAACAGAACGGGUUCAAACCGCAGGAGCCAACAGCUCAGUGGGUGGUCAGGCACCACGACUCUGCAUCCCAUCAUACCCAGGUAGUUUACUUCAAGGCCGGACUGAGCUGGGUAUUUUGGGUUCUGGCAUAGGUGAGAGGGAACGAGGAGAGAACACUAACAUUACAGGGGUAGGUGGAGGUGGGAUUGGGGUGGGAUUAGGUUUAGGCUUGGGAUCACUGGGGUUAGGGAGUGGAGGAGGCGUCCAGAGUCCAUCGGAUAGGCGCGCAGGAAUGAAACAGGACCCAGGGUCGGAUUCUGAGUUGGAAAUCACAGACCUGAGUGACUGUAGCUCGGAGAACGAAAAUGAACCAGACUUCUCUGCCAGUCAAGGGAAGGAAAAUAGGAUAGGAGGCCGACCUCACAUUCCCGAAGCCAAGACCGCAGGUCUGGGUGGAACCUUACCUCAACUCUCUUCUCUUCCUCCUUCUAUAUCCCCCCAUCCCCUCAAAAGCCUGGUACCCCUGAGUCCUCCACCACCAUCUCUUCCCACAUCUCUUUCUCCUUCCCUCAUCCUGGUUGAGCGGCACAGAGAAACAGAGACUCUCAAACUUGCUCAUAGUUAA
Ictalurus punctatus (channel catfish) is the source of this 1452-nucleotide messenger RNA. RefSeq names its product Ets2 repressor factor like 1 (gene erfl1). The record is from RefSeq and is a predicted model, not a curated record. NCBI's taxonomy places the organism in Eukaryota, Metazoa, Chordata, Actinopteri, Siluriformes, Ictaluridae. Gene Ontology annotation, molecular function: DNA-binding transcription factor activity, RNA polymerase II-specific; sequence-specific DNA binding. Gene Ontology annotation, biological process: cell differentiation; regulation of transcription by RNA polymerase II. The transcript is spliced from 5 exons. Gene Ontology annotation, cellular component: nucleus. The coding region runs from base 1 to 1452 and encodes 483 amino acids.